AGCAGCCGUUUAUAUCAUGGGUCCUUGCUGCAUUCCCACACAUUUUGCUCCUAAUUAACGUCCUGCUGGACAGCUGAGCUGUUUCAAACAGGAAGCUGUUUACAGAUAACGCUUGCAAACGUUGGGCCUGAUUUGCUGGAUGGUCGAAGAGCAGGAGUGGAGCCCACUUCAAAUUAAACCCUAUCGGGCUUUUGUAAAUAGUAGCAAUGAGGUCCAUCUGUGGAGCAGUGCCCGUUCAGUCAGCAGCUCAGCCGGAGUGCCUCUUCUCUCAGCAGAUCUAAGGAGUAAGGGACAAGCUCAUUAUGAAGAGUGAUCUGGUUUUCUUUGUCUCCGUAAUUAGCCUUGCAUUCCUGUCUCUGCCAAGAUCUGGAUAUGCUCAGCAUAUUGCAGAGGAAUCCUGCUCUGUUCAGAUUCUGGUUCCAGGACUCAAAGGGGAAAAUGGAGAAAAAGGGGAAAAAGGUGCUCCAGGCCGCCCUGGACGAGUUGGGCCUCCAGGGGAAAAAGGAGAAGUGGGAGACAAAGGGCAGAAAGGCAGCAUGGGGCGACAUGGAAAGGUUGGUCCCAUUGGCUCAAAAGGACAAAAAGGAGAUAAUGGAGAUAUAGGUCCACCUGGUCCUAAUGGAGAUCCAGGUAUUCCUUGUGAAUGUGGCCAGCUGCGAACAGCCAUUGGUAAAAUGGAUAACCAAGUGACCCUGCUGACCACGGAGCUGAAGUUCAUUAAAAAAGCCCUGCCCUCCCCCGCAGCUGUUGCUGGUGUGCGUGAGACAGAUAAUAAGACCUACCUGCUGGUGAAGGAACAGAAGCGCUAUGUGGACGCCCAACUCUACUGCCAAGGAAGAGGAGGGACACUGAGCAUGCCCAAGGACGAAGCCACCAAUAACCUCAUUGCUUCUUACAUCAACCAAGCUGGCCUCAGCCGCGUUUUCAUCGGCAUUAAUGACCUUGAGAAAGAAGGCAGCUUCGUCUACUCCGACCGAUCCCCCAUGCAGACCUUCAACAAGUGGAGCAGCGGUGAACCUAAUAAUGCUUACGAUGAGGAGGACUGUGUAGAAAUGAUCACCUCUGGGGGCUGGAAUGAUGUGGCAUGUCACAUUACAAUGAAUUUUGUAUGCGAAUUUGAUAAAGAAAAUGUUUAAUAAAGUUUCCCCCUGCCAGGCUCUCUAUAUGCAUUUCUUUGAGGGAGGGUGAAUAAUUUGGGCAGCCCAACCAUUGUAACCAGUACUCCAAUUUCUGGAUUGAUUUUAUAUGGAAGUCGGUUCCUUGUUUAUGAGAUCCUUUCUAUCAGUGUGUGAAACUAUCCCAAGAUAGUUUUAUCCCCAUCCAUCUUUUAGUCACAUUUUUUUUCAAGGAAUCCCUCCAUCAACACAUACAUAAUUAAAAAAGUUUUAUUAAAAUUUCUCUUUCUUUUGUGCAGGCCUUGAGUAUGGACCUUUCCCUCUAUAGGUAUAGUGGGGUACAGGUAAGAGACAGGAAUGUAGGAAAUAAACCUUAUUUAUUAGAUAUGGCUAUUUAUCGUUACCCAUUAUGGAGAAGGAAGGUAUUAUUUCUCAUGUGUACUUUACUCUUAUUUGGCAUUGAGAUUUGUUUUUGUUAUUAAUAAAACCAUUUAUGGUGUUUGGAAAACUAGGAAAGCUCAUUUUUUCAAGAUGACUUAGAAGUAACUCCUCUUUUGUCAUUUUACCUGCAGAAAACAUGAAUCCAAAGUAUGUUCAGUGAUUUUGCCUCAAAAAAAUUAUAUUUGUGUGUUUGUGUAUCAGUAUAUACACAUGCAAGGGAAUCACAUUGUUUAGCUGUCCACGCAACAGGUAAAAGUGUGAAAUAUACAAUAUCUUGCAAGGCUGAAGGUAUGUGGCUGACUAGGUAGGUUCAUUCCUGUGCAAUAUACAAAGUGUAAUAAAACUAUUUUACAAUAGCAAAGCUACUCAGAAAUCCAUUAAUUUUUGAAAUGAAGAUUUUUAUCAUUUUCAAUAGGAGUUUGCCAAAGUGCUUCCCAGCUGAUUACCGCUGCGGUGAAUAGACUGUGAUCUGGAUAGAAAUUGGCACACAGGAACAUAAAAAAACUUUUAAAUGCAGCAUUGAGAAUUUAUUGAACAAUGGUAGUAAAAUGUAAAUAUCAGGAAAAGCAAUAAAAGAUGUUAGUUUGCAAACUAACCCUAACCAUAAUUGCUCCUAGUGUGAUGGGAUAUAAGAUGUUUAGAAAUAUAUAUUAGAAUUGUACAGCUGUAAAUAUAAUCUAGGUAUUUCUAGGUAUUUCAAAUAUCAAUUCCCCUUAGAUGGAAAGAGCAGUGAUGACACAAUUUGCAUUCCUGAAAUAAAUAUGGCCCAUAUUCAGGCAAUGCUUAGCUGUUUGAAAUCACUCGGCUUAAACUUAGUUCUGGUCCAGAAUUUUGAGAUAAAUAAAAGACAUACAAUUCAUUUAGGAUAUUUAAAUAAUAUGUCUAUGAUUUCCUUUUUUACACAAAAAACUUACUAUUUAAACAAGAAGUCAUGUUGAUGUGGUUUCAUAAUUGUAUCUUCUGGAGAAUAGUAAUUUUUGAAAUUUAGCACACUAGUUCUUCAUAUUCUCUAGUAUGUUUAAUAUUUAACAUUUAAAAUAUUUGCAGCUGUAGAUUUCCUGGGCUGAAUUAAUUUAAGUGAACAGUCCAAGUAUCAUUUAAUAAUUUAUAACUUGACAGUAGGAAAUUAAAAGAAACAAGAUUAUAGAAAGAAUAAACUAUUUUCUUGAUUUAGGGUAGCUGGCAUGCUUAUAUCUAUAUAUGGUUGGGUUUAAAGAAAAGAAUUUAAGCAGAUCUCUGAUAUCCAUGUGGUUUUAUGAUGACGAGAUUAGACCUGCGAAGUCUAAUGAGCAGCAGAUGGCAGCAAGAAUUUAAUGUUUUUUAAAAUCUAUAGGUUAUUAUAUAGUACAAUAGUUGUUGUAAUUUUUGUAUCCGAGGUCUGAUAAUAUAAAAAUUUUAAAUGGUUUGCUUUUAUUCUUGCCACUGUAGGCAAGGAGAAGCUGAGUAUCACCCAUCCUGGUAUUAAACAACAAAAAUCUGAAUGAAUUUAUCUAAUGUUAACCAUUACUCCAUCUGAGACUAAGAUUAGUUACAACUGUAAAUUAACUAUUGUGAAGUUCAGUAUCUGUAAUUAGGAUGACUGAGUUCUUAAUCCCAUGACAGAAGCACAUUCAGCUGAAUGUAAUGUGCUUCUACCUGGGUUACAAUUGAGGAGGUGCACGUGAAAUGACUGAAAUUAAAAUUAAAUUUAGCACGUUCUUAUUUCAUCAGCACAAAUAAAUCCGUAUGACGUCUGAGACAAAUCCCAGCUGUAAGAAAUGGAUAUUAAUGUAAUUGGCUUCCCGAGGUUGCUAGUGUUGGAAGUAAACUGGGAUACGUUUAUUAAUAUAAACGAACUACAAAAUUAACUCCAGCAUGCAAAAAAACCUUAAAACUGAUUAACUGUCUCUGCUCGAUUUUUGGGGAAUCCAGAACCUUACAGCUUCCUUACCACAAACAGUAUCAGUGGCUUAUAAUUUCACAGCAGCACAAGGAAACAAGUCAGUUAAUGAUUUUGUAGACCUGUGUAUGGAUAACAAACUGCAUAUGCUUAUUUAAUAAACAUAAUUAAUAAAGCUGUUCAAUUUGAAUAUUUGCUGUGAUUGAUUAUAGUUCUGGUUUAGGUUCACUUUAUUAUCUAUAUUAAACGUAUCUACGUUAACCUACAUUGUUAUGGCAUUUCUAAAUAAGUCACUGAAUCAGCUGGGUAGAUUAGAUAAACAAAACAUUUUCAGUUAGCACCACUCUUCCUUGCUUUUCUCCACUAUAUACCAAUGAGUCCUCACAGACUGUUUCAAUGUGCUGUUAUAGGCUAGUAGUACAGAUGUUAGAUAAGGACUCGGGGGACCCACAAAGCAGAUUUGAUGAAUGGGCAGAUCUUUAGUUCUCAACUUAUCUCACAAAGUAAUUGUGAAAAGUGAAGUUCUAUGUACUAGUGCUAUUUAGUGCUUCAAAUUCAUUUCCGUAAAAGAGCUUCUGGGAAUGUGAACAUAAUUAAAGGAGUUAUAUUUUUCCCUGGAUCAUAUGACAGUUCCAGGCGACAAGGUCCAAGAAAAAAAGGUAAUUUCUUUAAAGAAUUGCAAACAAGAUGCUCAAUUGGCAUUUCCAUGUGCUCCAAGCUUCUUUUUGGAACAGAAUCUGAAAUGCUUUAUAGCCCACUGAUGUACACCAGCUUGAGUUCAUAUAGAAGAAAGAUAUAAAGGACCAAAGCAUUUUAAAAAAACCCAGUGGGAUACUGAUUUCAAAAAAAUAAAAUUUAAAUGGCUAAAAUAGAAUAUUUGUAUAUUUAGCAUAAUAUAGACAAACUGGCAAGAAGUUCCAGUAAAUGAUAAUUAAGAAACUUUCAAAUCCUUACAAUCAAUGGUUCUAAGAGGGAACAUAUAUUUCUAAAAAACCUAUUGCUAGCAACUAGCACAUGCACAGACAACAAUAACUUUGUUUCUUAUAUGUUUGCUUUCAAAAUAAUUAUCUUAUGUAUAAGAGAAUAAAUUUUUUUUAUCUUA
Molecule: messenger RNA, 4537 nt
Organism: Thamnophis elegans (Western terrestrial garter snake)
Lineage: Eukaryota; Metazoa; Chordata; Lepidosauria; Squamata; Natricidae
Gene: COLEC11
Product: collectin subfamily member 11
Exons: 7
Coding region: 303-1136 (277 amino acids)
Source: RefSeq, a predicted model, not a curated record